Messenger RNA from Caenorhabditis auriculariae, 14382 nucleotides. NCBI's taxonomy places the organism in Eukaryota, Metazoa, Nematoda, Chromadorea, Rhabditida, Rhabditidae. The record is from the annotation of a GenBank genome assembly.
AUGGACACGUUACGAGUGAUGUUUGAUUCACCGGAAGCCGUCUAUAUUCCGGGUCAGACGGUCAGCGGCCGCAUUCUAUUGGAAUUAGAAAAGCCAAUUAAGGUAAUUAUCUUCAUUUUCGAAAAAUAAUGAAUUUCCAGGCUCGAAAAGUGACGGUUUCUUUUGAUGGAAAGGCUUACACGCACUGGACUCGUUCCGAAACCAAUUAUGACAGGUUUCUGUGGAAAUUUAAGACGAAAAAUCUGAAUUUUUGAUUUCAGGGACAUCAAUGGGUGAGUAGCCGAGAAAAAACUACUGGUCAAUCUUCAAUUUUGUAGGGAAUCUCGAAGGAGAACUAGAACUAUCGAUUAUCAAGCCUCGGUGGAUUAUUUGAAAGGCGAAAAGAUCCUCUGGUAUUGCGAAGACGGCACUGUUUGUUGAAAAUAAGAAUGAGAAAUGAAUUUAAAAAUAAACAUUAGGAUCAACUUCCCGCAGGACAGUAUGAUUAUCCGUUUUCCUUCACUUUGAAUGCAAGUUGUCCGCCGAGUUUUGAAGGUCUAGAAAAUGCUAAAAACAUGUAAUAAAGAGUUGAUUAUAGGUGAACACGGCUAUGUAAGAUACAAAGUGAGAACGGAAAUCGAUCGACCGUGGCGAUUCGAUAAAUCCGCUGAUAAAUGUUUCACAGGUAAAAAAAAAGCUGGAUAGAAACUGAGGCGGAGGUUUUCUUAGCUUCCAAAUUGGAAUGGCAUAAAUAUCUUCUUUUUUUUCAUAUCUAGCAACACUUAAGCUACAAAAUUGCUUAAUAAUUAUCAAAAAUAGACACAAAAAUCCAACAGAGGUUUAAAAAAAGACUCACUGACUUGCAGAAUUUAGACAAACUUUCUAAUCGUUCAAUUUGAUUUUCACGUGUUGAAAUUGAAAUCAGCAGUCGCUCAAAUUGAUAAUUAUUUAAGAAAUCAUGUUGAACUUUAAAAAAAUUAUUUUUUUAAAAAAACUUGAAAAAAAUAUUCAAUAAGAAAAAUUUGAAAUCUCCAAAUGCGCGCGCUUCAGCGGAGCACAGCUUCUCUUUUUUUUUUUUGGCUUCUUUUUUUCAAUUUGAAUGUUUCUUAUUAAUAUUAUGUUCAUGUAAGACGUUCAAACUUGGUUAAUUUUUGACUUAUGAGUAAACUCCUCUUCAGACUGACUGUGGAUCUUUUCUUUUUUUUCCAGAUUUUUUUUUUCUUACUUCCAACAGCUUGUUCUUUUUCAGUUGUCCCAAGUAUUGACUUGAACUUGUAUCCCGCGGUAUGUCGACCAGCCCAAGAUGAAGAUUUACGCGACACGGGUGCCAUCUGCUGCCGUCGCGGAACAGUUUCUCUUUCGGUUUUUCUCUACUUCUCCUUCAAAAAAUAGAAAAAAGGAUUUUUCAGGUUCAAGUUCCGAAAACCGGGUUUGUAGCUGGCGAGAGCUUGUACAUCACCAUUUUUGUUAAUAAUCUGAGCUCAAGGGAGAUUGAUUAUGUUUUUUGAUUUUUUUUUUCGUUCAAUAAGGAAGUUUUUUUUCAGGUACAAGCAAAACUCGUUCAAAGAACGACUUAUAUCGCGCGCCGUUCCACUCUCGUUUUCUCCACUUCCAGCAUUUUUUCCGACGAGGAGAAGAAAAUUGACGAUAAGACGGUGAUCGAGAAGAAAAUGGUCAGAAGUCGUUUUUGUUGUAAUACUUUUCAAAAAAGCGGGGAAAACUUACUUUUCCCGAAUUUCAUGAGCACGGAAAGAAAAUUCAGAAAUGAAAGAUCAGGGUCGGGCGCUAAAAUCGUACGACUACAGUAGUUUUUUCUGUGCAGGAUCCUUUUUUUCUUAUGAACACACGCACUAACCAUAGAUUUACUGCAGGAUUAUGCGCUUUUUAAUCAACUUUUUAAAAUGAUUAAUAAAAAUUUUUUUGACUUUUUUUAGAGUUAUUGUCAUUAUCAAGUUACUAUCACGUUAGCUUAAUAUUUCAAACUUUAAAAUUGAAAAAAAAAACCAUUUUUUUGGAGUAUGCGAUAAUGCGUCCCGGUGUGUUUACACCAUAACUACCAUAAUUCACGGAGCGUUCCGAAAAAAACGCCGUGAUAGUCUUUUAAAGUCCUUAAUAUUUUUUAAAUGGUUUCUGAUUAAAAUUUCAGGAACUUAACGCAGAACCGAGAACUAAAGCAAAUGUAGUCCUGGAUUUCAAAAUUCCUUCCGUGGCGCCGACCUUCGACAUGUGUCCGAUCAUUUUUGUUCAGUACUUUUUUUGCAGGUUUGUUUUUUUCUUAACUAUCUAAACGCUUUUUAAAUAAUGUUUUUAGUUGAAUUUUGAUAUAUAAUAUUAGGUUAUUUCAGGAUAUUUUUUUCGUUUUAUAUUCGCAAUUUUCAGUUUAAUUAUAUCACGUUGUUCUUCUUUCAGGCAAAACAGUUUUGAAAAGUUAACUAAUUUUCAAUUUUCAACUCCUUUCUACUAUUUCGAGCGACUUUUUCAAGUUUUCCACCCAUAAAACUCAAUGAAAGUCGAACUUAGACACCGCCGGUGACAAAAUAUGCGAAAUUAAACGAUGCUUGAACAGACCGCCUUGGAAAAAUCUCUCGCUUCACCAACCUUGACGAAAUUUAUGCUCACUGGGUCAAAUUUUAAAAGGGUUCUGAAGGACAUCCGGCUAAAUUUAGGCUCUUGGAAUUGAUCGAGAGGGGGAAAACAUGAAGAAUAUAUUUUUCAGGGCUCGACUAGAGCUCUUUGACGAAAAAAAACCUUUGUUUUUCUUUUCACCUAGGUCAAAAAGCAACAAAAAAACAAAGUUCUUGAAAAAUGCAUGAUAAUCAAAAAAACAGUCUUAUGAUUAACGGAAUAUAUAGGAGAUUUUUUGCAGACCUCUUACAAGAGAGGUCAUUCUACUUUUUGGCUUGGAAUUUUCUAUAAAUUUGCUCAAUAACUCAUCAGAGGUCUAGAUGAAGAUCCCGCAUAGUGGCUACCUGCGCGAGCUUCUAAUUUUUAAGAUAUGAUUUUUCGAAAAAUAUAAGUUAUGAGCCUAAUUUUUCAAACUUCAACAUUGAAAAAUCAUUUUUUAAUGUUGCGAAAUAUAAACUUUAAGCCUAAUUUUUUGACCUUCAAUAUUAAUUACCUCGAAAAAAAGAAGCUGGCGUAGAUUGCGACAUUGAUGGAACCUUAUAUACACAUUCAGAAAUGGUUUGAGUGAAUUUAUAGAAAGAUUCUAAACCGUCAAGUAAAACUUCCUCCCUUGUUAAGUCAUUCUUGAACGUCGGGAAGGGUGGAAAAAGGCUCCAUAGAAAUGUUCCUUCUAGGGUGACGAAGGCUCCUUUUUGCUGCCUAUUUGCUCCAUUUCAUCAGCUGUUAUGCACCAUUUUUGCUGCCUCUCCCUUUUUCCGCCAAUUCUUGAGCCUUUAAAAUCACAGAAAAAACGGAAGGCUCGAUAAAGGGACUUUUUUUGCUGCCUUUUUUGAGCCCCUCCCUUUAAGCGGCCAUUAUCUACCAUUCCGUUUUUUUCCCGAGAAGAAAAGGAGCAAAAUACCAAUUUUUCUGAACUAGAAAAUUUCUUCGUAGACAUUUUUCAUUGCAUUUCUACGCACUUCCUCCGAAAAAUCGGGAUUUCUUCAGGUUCGAGCCGAGUCCAGCUCCAUGUUCUGUAGUACCCUCAGAACUGAGUUUCCGGUCAUGAUUGGCACAUAUCCAUUGAGAAUCUCGUCCCUUUCUCCUGAAGCUCCUUAUCCUGGAAACGGCGCGAUUCCUUCAGGUUUUUGUUCAAUUUUCAAACAAGUACUUGCUUCUUUUGAAUUUCUUUUUUUUUUCCGUGAGAAAUUUACUUUUCAGCCCCUCCGUCCUAUGAAGAAUGUGUGUAUGGUGAAGCUGGAACGACAAAAGAUACCGAUUUGAUCGAGGUUUUUUUUUUCAAAAAUCACCAGUCUGUUUCCGUGAUUCUGGAUUGUGCCGUGUUCAAAAUAAUUUACGGGAAUUUUAUCUCUGGCGGGAAAAAAAUUUUAGUGGCUCGCCAAAUCUCAAAAAAAUUAUUCUUUCAAGUAUUUUUUUGGAUGACAGUCAUUGGUCUUUUAAAACUUGUCACAAAAAAAGAUAAAAAGGAAAAAAAUCAUGAAAUUCAAAAAUUUUUUUGUGCAAUCGUUUCCAAAAAAAGAACAGCCUCAAGUCUCGUAAUAUAGAAAAAAAUGCUUCAAAAAUUAGAAAAGUUCCCCUUUUUUUUUGACGAACUUGAGGCACAAACGUUCAUGUUCAUCGAAAAAUAUUUUCUGAGAAAUUUAUGUUUUGGGAAAAUUUUUAGUGGCCACUAUAGAGGCUCGGCGAGGACUACUUGGAAAGGACACAAGCCACCUCUAUAGUGGCCAUUAUUUUCCGUUUUAGUGGCCACUUUAUUCAGUAUUACUUCCAGUGACUCUGAUAAUUUUAAUACAAACAGAUUGGACCAGUUAUUUUGAUCCAAUGACCCCUAAAGUGGCCACUAACUUUUAACCCCUUAAGUGGCCACCAAUUUGACUACUAUAGGGGUCACUAAAACGUCACAACCCUAUAGUGGCCACUGGAAAUUUUUUCACUCUCUAACGGUCAUUUUGAGUUUCGCGUAAUCACUUUAAUCAAUUUAUUAUAAAACUUCAGUCAAGCAACUUUCAAACUUCUAAUUUUAGUUUUUCGCUGGUCCUUUUGGAAAAAGUUUUGGUUUUCUUAACUUUCAAAUAACUCAAUAUGAUUUAUUGGAUUUUUUUAACGGUUUUUCUGGUCUGCUUAACGUGAACUUAUCUUUUUUUUCUGUAGAUUCAUUCAAUUUUUGCCUCUCUCAAAAAAAUACAGAAAGCUUCCUUUUUGAAUAUCGUAAAAAUAUAAAAAUUUUAAAUUCGCGCUUUCAGCAGUUUCUUGUUUUUAAACCCUUUUUGAAUUCCAAUUAUUAAAUUUUUUUGAGUAAAAUCAAUAUUUCAUUAAUUUGCAGCCAUUUGUGCCGCGGUACCCGGUUUUUCAACGAUUUGGCACAGCGGGAAAUUGUCAUCCCUUCAGCGCCAUCGUUAUGAAGAUGAAAUCGACCGCAUUUUAUGAAUUCUUGCCAACUUUUCAAAUAUUUUCAUUGCUUAAUAAAAAAUAUAUGCAAUGUGCAUUUGAUUCUCGCCUUUCUGUAUUGUUUGCUUUCGAAUCUACAUUCUUUAAACUCAUUUUUUGAAACAGGAAUGAUUGUUUGUGAAUCUUCAGUUCAGAAAUGCUUUGUCGCCUUCUAACUAGGGAACUUCUGAAUGAGACUAGGUUCACUAGAUGUAGUUUUUCACGCUGGUUCCAAAUCUGGUCUCAAAAACUGCCCAAUACGUCUGUGAAAAAAGUUAUGGAUCCUCAAAAGUCGAAAAAUUCGAUGUCUCUUGAUUUUUAAAAACUAAAUUUAGAAGUCCCACUGCGAAUGGAGACCAUUCCCUAGUAAGCAUCAAACUUCUCUUCCAGGGAUAACAGAGGUGAGCUUUUUCUUGCCUUUUUUUCUGUCUUUUUCUGUUUUUUUUUUUUUUUAGGAGAAAAAAACAGGUUGAAAAGUGAAAUUUAAUGGUAUCUUUUUGAGUACGUACCUUUUAUAAUUGUCGAAAAUAUUUUAUAAAAAAAUACUUUUUUUCUCAUGGGCGCUUUUUACAUCAAUUUUUUUACACAUUGAUUUUUAUUACAUUUGCCAGAUGAUAAUUAACUGGAAAAAAAUUUCCAGUGACCACUAUAGGGUUUUUGACGUUUUUAGUGGUCACUAUAGUAGUCAAAUCAGUGGCCACUUGAGGGGUUAAAAAUAAGUGGCCACUAUAGAGCUCUAAGUGCUGCUACUAGACCACUACAAAUUUUAGUGGCCACUUUAGGAGUCAAUGGAUCAAAAUAACUGGUCCAAUCUGUUUGUUUUAAAAUUAUCAGAGUUACUGGAAGGAAUACUGGAUGAAAAACCACUAAAGUGGCCACUUUAGUGUCCUCUCCAAGUAGUACUUGGCGAGCCUCUAUAGUGGCCACUAAAAGUUUCCCAGAAAGACAAAAAAGCGUUUGAGAACUUAAAACUGUCAAAUAUAUGGAAAAAAGCGCCAAUUUUUAUAUUAAAAAUUCAAUUUUAGUUUAUAUAUUUGAUAGUUUUUAGUUUUCAAACACUCUUUUCCUUAUCAUUCGGCAAGUCCAAUAAACCGUAAAGAAAACAUGAGUCAAUUUGAUACUUUCGAAACGUUUUCCCAGCGAACAGACUUUACGUCACGACGACGCCAUUUUUGUUUGCUCAGACCUGAUAUAACAACAUUCAAAACUGCUUAUAUUUACAUUGAAGCUCGGCUUUUAUUCAUUUUGCUUUAAACAAAUUAAUAUUUCUUUUUCCUUUAUUUAAUUUUCUUCGUUUUGUUUUUUUUAAAUCGAAAAAAAGCUGGUCGUUGGUCGCGUUUUGGCCUUGCUCGAGUGUAGUUUACGUACAUCCGUGCACGUGAUUUUCAUCUUUUUCUGUCGUUUCUGUGGUUUUUCUGUUUUCAACUUAUUGAAUGCUAGAAAAAAAUGCUGGAAAAAUUUUGAAAUUUUCUCAAAAAAAGCUAGAUAAAUAUCGAUCAGCCUUUUUCUUGUAAACUUUUGUGCAGAAUUUUUUUCUCGAACUGUUAAUAAUAAUUUUAAUAUUAAUAGGUUUGUUCGUUGCAUACUGUUUUAAAUAAUUAUUUACUUAAUCUUCCACUUUUAAAAAAAUUUAAGAGCCUCGAAUAACUUUUAAAAAGUGAAAAAUUAAAACUUAUCAGAGUUUAGAAAAAUUUUUUUCUUUUUUUUAUACUUUUUUUGUUUUUUUCCUGGUUUCAAAUUAAAAAAAUUGAAUCAUAAGAAGUUCAAAAAAAUCAAUAAUCAUCAAUUUUUUUUCGAAAAAAAGCGCAAAUCAAGAAAUAAGCUGAACAAAUAGCGAUUCAAGCACUGUUUCAGUGCAUUUUUUUGCUGAAUUUUUUUGAGUUCCUGUCUUGGCUUUUUCUCGUUUUUUUGAUUGUCAGCAUAGAAAAAUUACUUCAUUGAAAAAUUAUAAACAGCUUCGAAAAAAAUUGAAAAAAAGGGGGUUAUUUCAUGUAAAAAACCUGAAGAAAUGUUGGGGAUUUAGUACUUUUUUUCGCGUCUUUUCGCUUUUUUUCAAAAAAAUUUUUAUUUAGUUUCUACUUCUUUUUAGAAGUUUUCAAUUAAAAAAAGAUCCAUUGAAACAUGAUAAUUUCAGGAAAUGGAUUCGUUGAGAGUAGUUUUCGAUUCGCCGCAGGCCGUUUUUUUCCCGGGUCAAUCAGUGACCGGCCAAGUCGUCAUGAACACUUGCCAGUCCAUGAAGGUUAAGGAACAUUUUUCAAAAAAAUGUGGAAAAAGUCGCUAAAAAUGAAUAUAUGUAAGAAAAAAAGGUCUUCUCGGAAAAAGCAUCAAAAAAAUUUUUUUAAAAGCUAUAUUUAUGUUGACUUGGCUCACAAGUUUGUCAAAAAGACGGGGAUUUUUUUCUAAUUUUGACGCGUUUUUUUAAAUUGAACUUUGAAAAAUAAUUUUUGAAACUAUCAUAUUGCGUUGGAUUUUUCACUUUUUUUUUCUUUUUUGUGACAAGUAAUUUGAGAUUGUUAAUCAAAUCCAAACCCUCUGGAAAAUUUUUUUGAUCAACAUUUACGCUGAUUUGGAUCAAAAAGUACGUCAAAAAGGGACUGGGAAAAAUUUUAGCGGCGUCUAUAGGGUUUUGACGUUUUAGAGGCCACUCUAGUAGUCCAAUUAGUGGCAACUUAAGGGGUUAGAAAUUAGUGGCCACUAUAGAGGUCUAAGUGUGACUAUUAGAGCACUAAAGAUUUUAGUGACCACUUUAGGGGUCAAUGGAAUACUUAAUGAAAACUACUGAAGUGGCCACUAAAACGGAAAAUAGUGUCCACUCCAAGUAGUCCUUGCCGAGCCUCUAUAGUGGCCACUAAAAAUUUUCCCAAAACAAAUUUCUCAGAAAGUAGUUUCCAAUGAACAUUAACGUUUGUGCCUCAAGUUCGUCAAAAAACGGGGAACUUUUCUAAUUUUGAAGAAUUUUCUAUACUACGAGACUUAAGGCUGUUCUUUUUGGAAACCGUUGCACCAAAAUCUUGAAUUUGAUGAGUUUUUACUAAUUUUCUUGAUUUUCGUGACAAGUUUCAAAAGUAUAAUGACUAUCAUCCAUAGAAAAUUGUUAAAAUAAUAAUUUUUUCGAGAAAAAAACCCAUUUUGAAGUUGAUUUUUUUGCUCAAUUACAUUUUUCAGGCCAGACAAUUGAAAGUAAUAGUAGAUGGCAGGGCUUAUACACACUGGACUCGUUCCGAAUCCUACUCAACAACGUAAAAAUUAAUUUUCCAUGAAUAAAUAAUUAAUUUUUUUUUCAGGGGAUCCGAUGGGUGAGCUUCUUUUGGCCGUUUCUUUGGAUUUUUUGGCUUUUUUUGAAGUAUUUUUUGUAUGGUUGGGAAAUAUUCAGAAAAUCCCAAACUCAAACUCGAUCGAUUCCAUAUUCGGCAACGGUGAUGUAUGCCUCGGGGGAGUCGAUUUUGUGGACUAGUGGUUCUGGUGUGAGUUUUUGGAUCGAUAUUUCUCAAAUUUCUUUUUUUUCUUAGGAAAGUGGUCCCUAUAUAGGGACAACCCUAGGGACCCUUGGAGGGUCUUCUUCAGAGACCACUUUACCAACCCCUAUAGGGUUUUUAGUAAGUGGCUUCUACAGGGACAUGCUAGGCGAUGGUCGUUAUUAACUCUAAACGAAGAAGCCGCUAUGAAAAACUCUAUAGGGACCCCUUCGAAGUUUCUCAGUAUUUAGGAACUCCAGAGUGGUCCCUAUAGGGGAAACCCAAAGGCCCUUGGAGGGCCAUCUCUAGGGACCACUUUACCAACCCCUUGAGGGGCCACUAAAGCUUCCAAAAGUGCUCCCUAUAGGGGACGUGCUAGUCGAUCUUUCUUAUGAACUCUAAGCGUAGAAGCAUUUCCAUAGGAAAAACUGAAUAAAUAAACGUUUCUUGAAUAGAAUCGUGAGACCCCUAUAGGGUCCACUUGAGCUCUUGUGGCUAAGGGGUCAGAUCCUAAAACCCCAUAGGGACCAUCUUUAGUUUACCUCUUUUACCGUAACUGUCAAAAACAAAGGGUACAAAAAAAAAAUUCAUUUUUUGAUUUUGAUGAAACUUCAUCCAGCGAAAACCUAUCAUCAGGAAUGCGGACACAAGUUUUUUUUUAGCCAUUUCCUCCUACUGUAGCCGGGUUACGAUAGGCAGGUGGGCACCCGCGUAUCUAAGUAUUGAAGAGUUUUUAUUAGGCAAGUGAUAUAUCAAUCGAUAGGUAAUCAAAUUUUAGGAAAUUUUAAUUUACAUACCAACUUGGGUUACUGUAGGAAUUUUCGAGUUACGGUAUUUUUUGUGUAUGGAAAGUCGGUUUUUUUGGUCACCCUGGCCGUCGGCAUAGAAUCGCAUCGUAAUUACUUUUAUGGAAUAUGUCUAGAAGUAUGGCUUAAACAAUACCACAAAAAAGUUCUAAUAUCCAAACCUGUCAAUUCGAGAUUUCACUCCGAACGCGCGCAACUUGGCACUUUGCGGCCAGGGUUGGUCGUGGUUGACGUUCCCUCCUAACCCCUAUAGGGACCACUCUGGAAUUCCGGAGUAAAACUUUGACGCGAAUCAUACGUUUUCAGAACACGCUCCUGCCUGGAAACUAUAAUUUCCCCUUCUCUUUUGUUCUUCCUUUGAAUUGCCCCCCAAGUUAUGAAGGUAGGAACUUUAUAAAAAGCUUGAAAGAAAAUCGUAAUUAAGGGUUAUACGGUUAUAUUCGGUACCGGGUUAAAGUCGAACUGGAUCGACCUUGGCGUUUCGAUAAGACUGCCAACAAGUGUUUUUCAGGUAAAAUUCGUCAUGUUUUGCUCUGCUUUUUAAAGGCGCAGGAUGAUUUCUGAAAACGGGUUUGCUUUAAUAAAUUCAUCUAUGCUCCUUUAAAAACCUUGGAAAACUUUCUAGAAAGUUCUAUAUAGCAUAUAGUCUAUUGAGCGCCAGUUUUUCACGAUUUUUAUCUUCCUCGAAGCUACAGAAACCCUUCCGUUCAAUGUGUGCGACCUGUCUCUGUGCAUGCGCCUUUAAUUAAGGCUAAAAUUUCAGUUAUAUUAAAGGCGCAUAGACAGAUAAAGGCCUUCAUCUUGAAAGGAAAGCUUUUUAUUGAAUUUUGAACCUCGGAAAAUUCCUGAGAAGCUAGCGGGAUCAGCUAUAACGGAAUAUUGAAAGAAUUAUUUUUUCAGUGAUACCAACUUUUGACCUGAACUCGAUUCCACAGGCUCGUUUUGCUUCAAUAACUAGCGAUUCCAAAGAAACCGGUGCACUUUUUCGCCGUGGUCGCGUUUCCAUGAAUGUGAGUUGCAUUUUCUGUAUCAAAUUUUGUAUUUUGUAACGCUAAAUUCAUAUGAAAAAUCAAGUUCGACCCCCUUCAAAAUGGAAAUUAUAUAUAAGGCGGCAUUUUUUUCAAAGGAUUUAUAACGGUUCAAAGAAGUUCUGAGGCAAGCAAGAUCAGAUUUAUUGAAUUAAAUGAAAAUUUCGAUAAACUUUUGCGAACCUAAAAAAAUCCGGUUUGAAAUUUGGAGUUUCAGGCUUUCCUCGUCUCUCGAAAAAAAUGCAUUAGAAAAAAAUCUUUAUAAAGACAAGAUGUUAAGGUCCGAAAAAAUUCCAGGUUUUUUUGCUGAUCCCGAAAAAUACCCUUUUCGCCUGUCAUAACACUCAUUUUGAUCCUAAAAAUACGCUUUGAAAAACGGAUUUUUCGACUUUCCAUGUCCCUCUGCGAAAAAAUUCGUUAGAAACAUUUUUUCAUGAAGACAAGGUUUUAAGAUUUUCAAAAAGUUCUAGAUUUUCUGUUGAUUCCAAAAACACUCUACUCGUGGGUCCUACCUCGCAUUGUGACCUUAAAAAUCCGCUUUGAAGAACGGAAUUUUCGGCUUUCCAUGCCCCUCGGCCAAAAAAAAUGCAUUAGGAGGAUUUUUCAUGAACAAAAGAUUUUAAGGUGUUGAAAAACUUCUAGAUUUUCUACUGGCCCCAAAAAUACCCUAUUUGCGGGUCCCACUUCCCAUUUUGACCCUAAAUUAACCGGGUCGAAAAUCAGAAUUUCCGUAUUUCCACGUCCCCCGCCCAAAAAAAAGUCAAGAAGAUUUCUCAUGAAUAUAAGGAAGGCUUUAAAAAAAUCUAAAUUCUUGGCUGAUAUCAAAAUUACCGUUUUCGCGGGUCCUACCUCCCCUUGUGACCCUAAAAAAUCCGGUUUGAAAAUUGAAGUUCGUUUUUCUAACGUCACUUGAUCAGUUUUUAUUUUUUGAAAGAACAGUUGGUUAUGGAAAUGGUGUGAUAUACUUCAGGUACAAGUCCCGAAAACCGGUUUCGUUCCCGGCGAGAUUCUUCGCCUGUACGUCUCCAUCAACAAUGAGAGCUCAAAACCCGUCACUUCGGUAAGACUUUGAAUAUUUAGAUGGGUUUGGUGGCUACAUUAGAGCUGUCUUCAAGUAGUCCUUGAGAAACCUCUUAAGUGGCCACUAAAGUAGUUCUCAGUCGAGUCGUCGCUCAAGCUCCGCCCCUAAUGGCGCGAUUAAUCAACCAGAUACAGUUCGUCCGGCGCGACUUGACAGUCGCAUGUCUGCUUCUCUCUGUUCCCUCACCGGCGAGGUCAGAGAAACGUGGAAAUAACACGUGAACAUGAGAGGGACGUCGAGAGAUAAGGAGGGCGCAGAGAAGUCCCGCCCUUUCAAGUCGCGAGAAACGGACUAUAGCGAGCCUUCCAUAGAGCGUUUUCAAAUGACGUCAUUGUAUAGUCUGUGUGCCACGACUUGAAAUUUCACAGAACGACAUUCCGCUGUUCCGCUGCGCGCCUUUGCGAACCUUGGUCGCGCUUUUAGUUUUUAUUUUGUUUUAUCGUGGUACUCUACUUUCAUGUGCUUCCACAGCAAUAAAAAUCAAUUGAAAGCGUGACCUAGAUUCUAAAGACGCUUCGCGAACGCACGCAGCGGAACGGCGGAAUGUCGUUCUGUUAAAUUUCAACUCGUGGCACACAGACUAUACUUUACAUUCAAAAUCUGAAACUGUAGAAAUUUGUGAAAUUCAAACUUUUUCCAAGUUCAGCUGCGCGCCAAGUUGAUACAAAGGACGAACUACGUUGCCUACAGGAACAGUUUCGGGGGUCAUUCGACGGUCCAUACGAUCGUGAAGGGAAGCCACGAGCAUCGGUGUGAAGACAAGACUGUCGCCAAGUGUGAACUGGUUAUUUUCAUUCCUAUUUUGAGACAAAUGAUCUGAAAAAUUAUUCUUCGACUUGAAAAAGCAACAGUACAAAUUUAGGAACUCUAGAGCGGUCCCUAGAGGGGCAACUUUUGAGGCUCUUGAAAGUUGACCUUUAGUGGCCACCUUACCUCUUCCUAUAGGGGCCCUGAAGCUUUCAAAAGUGACCACUCUAGGGGAGCAUGCUAGUGGUCCCUAUAGGGGUAGCAUAGCGGAAAGGUAAAGGACCUCUAAAUAUUCAGGGAGUUAGGAUUAGCCCUAAACCCCUACAGGGGUCACUUGAUUUUGAGUCCUCUAGUGAGCACUAUUCUUUCGCCUACAGGGUCAAUUUUUUUUCCCAAACCGCUCUAGGGACCACUCUGGCGUUCUGUAGUAGUUUAAAAUUUCCGAUUUUCCCCUUCAGAAAACCUAAAUCUCUAUAGGGGCCACACAAAAUUUAGCCCUCUAGGGAGCCCUAUUUUGAACCCUAUGCGGACUGCUUUUCCCCCUAACCACUCUAGGGACCACUCUGGCAUCCCUAAGAAGAUUUGUAUACCUUAAGAGAUUUUUCAAAAUGUUCGGACUCAAAUUGAAAGAAAAUUUUUUUGGAGCAGGCAAUUUUUUGCUUAGUUAAUCACCAACUUGAUACAAAACUCUAAAAAUUAUCGAAUUUACUAUAAAAUGGUCCUGAAGCGAUCAGUGAACCGCAUCAUUUUUUUUUUUGAAAUGUUGGAAUCUUUCAGAAAAUCAAUUCUUCCCCGAAAAACGCUUUUCAACAAGCCGUCGACCUUCGAAUUCCAGCCGUUGUGCCGUCUUUCAAUGUCUGCCCCAUCAUUUCCGUGGAUUAUGAACUGAUUGUUCGUUUUUUUUUUAAAUUAGGAGCUUCUGGUCGCAUUUGGAAUGGCUCUUAGAUCACUUUUAACAGUUUUUUGUGGGAAGUAGUUCACUUUGAAUUUUAAUUUUUAGGGAAAACUCUUUGAACUUAGCAGUUUUUCUCUGAAAUUAUGUCAUUUAGGAAAAAGAAAGAUUCAGAUUUUUUUAUUAAGAAGCUAAGGUUGCAUUUGGAAUGGCUCAAAAGAAUAUUAGAGCGCUUUUUAAAAGUAUAUUAUUCGAGGAAAGAGUUUACUUUUUGAAAUGUUUAUUUUCAUGAAAAACAUUUUUCAAAGAAUCUAAUUUUCAACAAAAUAAAUAUUCACAGUUUUUUUUAGAGAGAAAUUUACAUCAAAAAGCAGUUUUUCAGGUGAAAGUUGAGACGUCGGCGACGUUCAGCAGCACUUUAAAGGCGCAUCAGUCGAUACUCAUCGGUACGGUGCCCAUUCAACAAGUCACCCAGCUGUUUUCUACCGUACCCCCUCCCGCGGCAGCCGGUUAUCCUGUUGUCAACGAUAACCACGACGCUCCACCGCCGUAUCCUUCUUCGAGUUCAGACGGAUAUCCUAGUGGUAAUUUUAAGAAGAAAUGUUUCUGUAAACGGGGUUUACGCAGCUUGAAUCAAGUUUUCCGCGGAUAUACUGGAAGGUCCCCAUGAAACCUCCUCUCAAAAGGUCGCUAUGAAAAACCCUAUAGGGACCCAUUCAAAGUUUCUCAGUACUUAGGAACUCCAGAGUGGUCCGUAUAGGGGUAACCUAAAGCCCCUUGGAGGGUCCCCUCUAGUGACCGCUUUACCAACCCCUAUAGGGGCCACUAAAGCUUGCAAAAGUGGUCCCUAUAGGGGUUGGUAGACAAGCUAGUUGUUAUGAACUCUAAGCGAAGAAGUAUUUCCAUGAGAAAAAAUGAAUAAAUAAGUGUUUUUGAAUGAAAUCGAAAGAACCCUAUAGGGUCCACUUGAGCUUUAGGGGCUAAGGGGUCAGACUCUAAACCCCUAUAGGGACCAUCUUAAUUUCACCCCUAGAGGGACCAAUUUUUCGGCCCCUAUAGAGAGCACUUAGGAAUUCCUGAGUAAAGAAUGAAAAUUUCAUAAAAUAACUUUCAAAGAGAAAAAUGACAUAAUUUUCAGCCCCUCCGUCAUAUGAAGAGUCGGUUUACGGGAUCGCUGGUACUACGAAAGAUUCAGAACCUUUUGAGGUUCGCAAAAAAAGUAAGGCUAUACCAAAAAAGGAAUUUUCAGCCUUACGCGCCUCGCUACCCGGUCUAUAACAACCUUCCGGCCACUCAAAUCGACGAAAAAGCGCCAGUUGUCCCGUCGGCUCCGCCGUUGUGA